This is a messenger RNA of Penicillium verrucosum, 2157 nucleotides long. RefSeq names its product putative protein transport membrane glycoprotein Sec20. Gene Ontology annotation, cellular component: nucleus; DNA replication factor C complex. NCBI's taxonomy places the organism in Eukaryota, Fungi, Ascomycota, Eurotiomycetes, Eurotiales, Aspergillaceae. Bases 1 to 2157 code for a protein of 718 amino acids. Gene Ontology annotation, molecular function: DNA clamp loader activity; ATP hydrolysis activity; SNAP receptor activity. The transcript has 6 exons. The record is from RefSeq and is a predicted model, not a curated record. Gene Ontology annotation, biological process: DNA-templated DNA replication; DNA repair; retrograde vesicle-mediated transport, Golgi to endoplasmic reticulum.
AUGUCCCCCACGACAGCCCUCCAGGGCCGCGUGAAAGAGCUCUCAACUUCUCUGGGACAAAUUCAACCCCUUGUGGAUCGAUUACGCGAUUUUACUGCUUCUAUCGGACAGGGCGAUGAAGCCCGCCUGGAGCUUGGGAGUGAAAUACAUUCCCGACUGAAGGAAGCCGAGCAAGAGCUAGAGCUGCUGCGUGUAGAAGCCGAGGCGCUGGAAACCGGCUCUGAUAGCAGGCGCAAGGCCCCUGCUGUUCAUGGACAGAAGGAGGCUGAGAGGGAGCGGGUCAUUUCGAUGGUGGGGCGAUUGGCUGAGGAUCUCAAGAGAACACGAGGUGAAUUCCGAACUGCCCAAUUACAAGCGAAGCGGAAAGCCGAACUUGCCAAGCGGCAGGAGAGAGAGUUGCUGCUGUCGAGAUCGCAUUCCUCCGAGAAGAAGCAGCCGACAGAGAAGUUUACCCAGGAUGAUCUUGUUUUGAACGCCUCGAACGAUGUGACAUCUGCGCUACGCAGAACCCAUCAACUCAUGCAGGCGGAGCUCUCCCGCAGCCAAUUUGCCCAAUCGACCCUUGAACAAUCCACAGCCGCGAUCUCAUCUCUGUCCGAGUCUUAUAGCGGCCUUGAUACACUUCUCUCCUCGUCCCGCAACCUGGCUAACUCCCUUCUCCGCUCCCAAAAGUCCGACACGUGGUACCUUGAGACUGCUUUCUAUGUUCUUAUUGCAACAAUCAGUUGGCUUCUAUUUCGACGUGUCUUCUAUGGGCCUCUUUGGUGGCUUUUAUGGCUGCCUUUGAAGUUCAUCGGUCGGGUCGCGUUUGCAACACUAGGUGCAGCUGGACUGUCCACUACAGCUGCGCAGUCUGCUUCUCAGUCCCUCGCAGGGGAUGUCUCUACGGCGAUUCAUCAAAUGGCCACGGCGGCUACAACAGGAACCGUGACAGCCAGUAUCACUGCCUGGGAGCAAGAGCCGUCAGCACCGAUCGAUAGCGAUCGUGUAAUUGACAAAAUUGGUGACAUGGUUGAGCAAGAGAAACAAUCAAGCGUAGACAUCGACGAUGUCACCCCGGAGGAGAGGGCAAGACAGGCAGAGCUUCCCCGGAAUACAAAAAGAGGAUUUUCUAAGACCACCAUUGAAGGUGAGGAUGGGGUUGAAGUAUAUCGAAGCAGUGAGCUGCUCUCAUUGGUCGCUCCCCCAUAUGCUCUUUUACGGACCCCCGGCACAGGAAAAACAUCGACAAUCCUCGCCCUCGCCAAAUCCCUCUUCGGGCCCGCCCUCUACCGCUCCCGAAUCCUAGAACUGAACGCCUCCGACGAGCGCGGUAUCGGCAUCGUCCGCGACAAAGUGAAGAAUUUCGCCCGAGCCCAGCUCUCCCAACCAACAGGCCUGGAUGCCGCCUACCGCGCACAGUACCCAUGUCCACCAUUCAAGAUCAUCAUCCUCGACGAGGCAGACAGUAUGACGCAAGACGCACAGUCCGCUCUGCGCCGCACGAUGGAGACAUACAGUCGGAUCACGCGGUUCUGUCUUGUCUGUAACUACGUCACGCGCAUUAUCGAGCCGCUCGCUAGUCGAUGCAGCAAGUUCCGAUUCAAGAUGCUGGAUACUAGCGCUGCUGGUGAGCGGAUCUCGAAUAUUGCGGAGCGGGAGGGUUUGCAGCUUGAGGAUGGGGUUAUCGAUACGCUUAUCCGGUGUGGCGAGGGUGAUUUGCGUCGUGCUAUCACGUAUCUGCAAAGUGCGGCGCGGUUGGUCGGUGCUACGAAGCCGCCUGCUGUGAAGGAUGCUGAUGAUGAUGCUGAGAUGACGGAUGCUGGUAGCAAUUCUAGUGUUAUUACGGUUCGCAGCAUUGAGGAAAUUGCUGGCGUGCUGCCGGAGGACAUUUUGGAUUCUCUUGUGGAGGCUAUGCAGCCCAAGAGUGGUGGGUCGGUCUACGAGGCUGUCUCGGGGGUGAUUACGGACCUUGUGGCUGAUGGUUGGAGUGCUACGCAGCUUGUUGGACAGUUAUACCGACGUGUAGUGCUCAACGAAGCAAUCCCUGAUAUCCAGAAAAACAAGAUUGUCAUGCUCUUCUCGGAGAUGGACAAGCGGCUGGUUGACGGGUCCGAUGAGCAUCUCUCCAUGUUGGACCUUGCACUACGCAUUGCGGGAGUCCUGAGUGGAAAUUGA